Messenger RNA from Oikopleura dioica, 582 nucleotides. NCBI's taxonomy places the organism in Eukaryota, Metazoa, Chordata, Appendicularia, Copelata, Oikopleuridae. The record is from the annotation of a GenBank genome assembly.
AUGGAUCUAUCGAUGGUAGAUCGCUCGCCGGGAAAUUACCUAGACCUCGAAGACAUUGUCAUGAGCGAUUCAAAAAUACCCUGUCGGUCUCGCUUUCACUUGAAGAACAUCGACCUUCACUCCGUUCCAGAGGAAUUCGACGAAGGAAAAAAAAUUGAACUACCUCUCUGGCUCGCGGAAUCAAUGACUGAAUUCGUGCGUCACGAAUUUCCGAAAGAAUACACGACAAGAUUUCAGUCUAUUCUCAGAGCAGAUCCUGAAAUUGUAAAUCUUCACAGACAUGAGCCGAAGUACUUCGCAAAGGGACUCAAACUGUCGAGUGAAAAAUUAGAUUUUCCAGAUCCUCGUGAUACUGUCAUCAUGCUAGAAACUCUGUUGGAGGCUGCUUCUAGGCGAAUGCUUUGGAUCGCUAUGCAGGCAUCGGCCAGUAAGAUUAAUCAAUCAAAAGUAGAGUGCAAACUUGAUGAUGGCGAAAAAGUUCAUUAUUCUCAAUUAAUUGCGCAGCAAGAAGAAUACAAGGAGUGGAAAACUGGGCGAACUGGAAUAAUUAAGGAGUCGAAGGACAGGUUCAAAUCAAUCUAA